Aspergillus melleus is the source of this 1011-nucleotide messenger RNA. It is a transcript of the gene CYC3, whose product is annotated as holocytochrome c synthase CYC3. Gene Ontology annotation, cellular component: mitochondrion. Gene Ontology annotation, biological process: cytochrome c-heme linkage. Lineage: Eukaryota; Fungi; Ascomycota; Eurotiomycetes; Eurotiales; Aspergillaceae. Bases 1 to 1011 code for a protein of 336 amino acids. The transcript has 3 exons. Gene Ontology annotation, molecular function: holocytochrome-c synthase activity. The record is from RefSeq and is a predicted model, not a curated record.
AUGGGUUGGUUCUGGGCAGAAUCUAAGCCACGCCAGUCGGCGCCCGCUGUUCCAAACCCUCCUUCGUCAGAAGCCUCUCCUCCCCCGGGAUGUCCAAUGCACGCGUCUGCUUCCUCGCCUCCUCCUCCUCCAUCUUCUCCAGCAGCGGCGUCCUCUCCCUCGGAAUCCUCUGGCGCCUGUCCAGUCCGCUCAACAGACUCCCCGUUCUAUGUUCCCCCCAAAUCGAAGUCCUCGGACGUCCACGCGUCUUCUCCCGACAACAACGACAACAGCAACAACACUCAGUCGACCUUGUCGAAACUCAACCCCUUGAAUUACAUGUUCUCAUCAAUCUCCCAGGACCGGGCGCCGAACCAGACCGUCGACCUCGGAGUAGACCGUGAAACUUCUUCCAUCCCCAGGGGCGAUGCAAGCGGAAAUUGGGAGUAUCCAUCCCCCCAGCAAAUGUACAACGCAAUGCUUCGAAAAGGCCACACCGAUACCCCACAGGAUGCUGUUGAGGCCAUGGUUGCAGUUCAUAACUUUUUGAACGAAGGCGCCUGGGAUGAAAUUGUUGGAUGGGAGCGCAUAUUCGCCCAAGGCCUCUCGGAAGGUUGGAACAAGUGUCGCCGCGGCGAGGAAAACAUUGCUCUGGAUGCUGCUCAAGCAGAUCCGCCCGCCAAUCCACCAAGCCUCAUCAGAUUCCAGGGUCGCCCGCAAGAGCUUUCGCCAAAGGCAACGGUUCUCCAGGCUCUGGGAUGGCUAUAUCCGGCCAAAUUUGAGAGCAACCCACCUUUUGACCGACAUGACUGGUUCGUUAUGAGGCAAACACCUUCGGGCCCGAAAGAAGUGCGCUAUGUGAUCGACUACUACUCAGGCCCCCCCGAGCCAACGGGCGAACCUGUUUUCUACUUGGAUAUCAGACCGGCAUUGGACACCCCAACGGCUGCUGUUGAGCGGUUGAUGAGAUGGGGAGGGGACGUUUGGUGGCGAGCAAGUGGCGGCUCGGUUCGAGAGAACGGCCGGAGUUGA